Molecule: messenger RNA, 1226 nt
Organism: Caenorhabditis angaria
Lineage: Eukaryota; Metazoa; Nematoda; Chromadorea; Rhabditida; Rhabditidae
Source: the annotation of a GenBank genome assembly
AUGAAAAAAGCGGUAACGAAUCCAUUUAAAGCUAUUAUGAAACCAAAAAGAAUGGAAAGAGACAAAGAAUCAUUGAGUGAUGUGUCGAAAUCAUGGCAAAUGAGAAAAUCGAAGUCAAUUAGGAAAUUAAAAAGUCAACAAAAACAAAAUAAUCGGAAUCCUGUUGUGGCGAAAAAUUCAAAUACAAAAGAAUCGAAAUUGCCCAAAAAGAAACAAGCGAAUUCGAAAACUUUGUCUGCUGAACCGGUGAGUGAAUAAUUUGUUUGGAAAGAACAUACAUCAGUGCCUAUCUAGAGCAUCCUAUAAAAAUGCAGUCAACUUCCAGAAAGAUAACACUACUGGUGAUACAACUGUAGAAGAUCGGAAGAAAAGUGGUCGAAAGAAAGAUUCGAAAAAGGUAGAAGUAAAAGAUCUCAAACAGUUUUUUCAAUUAGUUAGUGCCACAAAAGAAGCGAAAAAAUCAAAAGAAAAACCGAGAGCAAGAGAUCCAACAAGAGAUUAUUUACCAGAUAAAUUGAAGGUUUUUAUGAGAUCAGAAGAGGAAAGAACAUGUGCAAGAACAAGAAAAACUCUCAAGUUGAAUGCACCAAAUAUCAAAAAAUCUUUACCAAAUAACAAUGAGAAUAAUGGGAAUUUGUUUGAUAAAAAUGGAAAUCCAUUUUGGACUGAAGUUAUGUUUGAUCAAGAAGAAGCUGAAAAAGAUGGAGUUGAAGUUGAAGGAAGAUUAACAGCUGAUCAUGUUGUUAGAUAUCUUGAAGGGACAUUGACAUUGAUACAUCCACCUGCACUCAAGUAAGUGACAUUUUUAUAUUUUUGAAAAAUAUAAUAAUUUCAGAUUAUCUUUGGAUAAUACUCGAGAGGCUGAUGAUAUGAAACAAAUGGAUGAUGAAUAUUUCAACGAAGAUGCAAUCAUUUAUCAUACUCUUCAGAAUGUUAUCAAUCAUAGCGAAAGAGCACUUCAACGAUGUAUUUCGCAUGGAAAUAAUGAAGAUGGAAAACAGAGAUCUCGAAGUUCGGAACCCACAUCUAAAGAAACAGUUGCAUCUCCAACAUCGACUUAUGAACAAGACAAACUGGGAAGAAUUCGAUUUUUGAUGGAUAAAACGGAAAAUGCUGUUUAUGAUCGACAUAAUGUUUAUGGAUCUGUGGCGAAACAUUUGGUGAAACGAAGAAAUUUGGCAAAAUGGAAUGAGGAAGUGAGUGCAGCACAGGAUGAUUAUUAUUGA